This is a messenger RNA of Lecanosticta acicola, 2508 nucleotides long. The record is from the annotation of a GenBank genome assembly. NCBI's taxonomy places the organism in Eukaryota, Fungi, Ascomycota, Dothideomycetes, Mycosphaerellales, Mycosphaerellaceae.
AUGGCGGUGGAAGAAGAGCCGGCCGCUCCAAGCUCCAUCAAGGACCGAAUCACAGCGUUGAAGCUGUCGCAAGUUGGCAACAACAUCCCCGGUCAGCCGCCACCGACCCGUCAGCAGUCCGCCAAUGGUACUGUCACCGGCACUCCACGGCCACGACCACCGCCUCCUCCUAGACCAGAUUUACCUGCCCGGCCAAAUCGUCCACAAAGCCCGAACGUCCCUUUGACCGUGGACAACGGAGACAUCAUCAACAGGCCCAUAGGCAAUCAGCCGGAGGCAAGCCAUGCGAAUGAAAGACACGCAAAUGGUAACGGGAUGGCAAGACCACCGCUUCCCCCAAGGACUUCCACCCAGUCGUCGCAGGCCUCGCUAAGUCCCGCGUUGCCACCGCGGAGGCCGUCUGGGCAGCCAGCUCCAAGUCUUCCGCCCAGAAGACCGUCGGAAGCACCUUCACAGCCAGAUUAUGAGCGAAGUCGAAGGGGCUCCACGGACUCGAUGAGUUCCAUAGCCACUACCCGCUCGAGCCUCUCUGGGGUAUCCAAUGCGACGUCGCUCACAUCUAUGGGCGACCGUAGAGUCAAAGCUCCAGAAUUUGAUCCAUCUUCUUUACCUGCGCUUCCUCCAAAACGCACCAAGGAGGAGAAGGAGGCGGCCGAGAGGAAGUAUGCUGGCAUGCGACCUUUGCGUCAGACGAAAUCGUCCCCGAAGGUGCAGCAAGUUGCCCAGGGAACUACUCCUCCACCUCCUGCACGCCAACCUGAAAUCCCGCCUCCAGUGUUGCCAAACAUACAGCCGUCUUACCAGGCUCAAGCUCAGCAGUUAGCAAUUAGGGCUGGCCCAAAGCCAGCGAGAGCAGAACCUCCGCCUCCUCCACGAGCAAGACCGUCUGCUUUGUCGUGGGGAAUGAACAAAUCUACAAACGAACCGCCGCCUCUCCCUGAGAUUAGGACUGAUCGAUCGCAAAGUAACAGUGCACCUCCGCCCAUUCCAACAAGCUCGAAGCCUGCGGUGCCACUUGCCUCGAAGCCAAAGAUGAAUAGUACCGCCGCGGCGGCUGUCCCAUCCAAGCCGGUAGAAAUUAACUCACCUGAUCAUCUCGCGCAAAUCAUUGCUUCCUCGCAGUAUGCGAUUGUCGAUUUCUAUGCAGAUUACUGUGGACCUUGUAAAGAUAUCUCACCAACUUAUGAUCAGCUCUGCUCGCAGCGGUCCCGGCCAGGGCAGAUCACCUUCGCCAAAGUCAACAGGCCCGCGAGAGAAGACUGCUAUUCCUUAUAUGGCGUUCGAGCUAUGCCAACGCUGCUGUUUUUCAAGAACGGGUCCGAAGUACAACGUCAAGAGGGCGCAAACCAGGAGCUUCUGAAGCAUUGGGUGGGCAACUUCCUCACGGAUGUCCCUGCUCAAUCAACUUACGCUCCGCAAGCGUCUGCACGCCCAUUGAUUUUGGCCGGCUCGUGCUUGCACUGCCGCGACUUCUCAGGUCCCGACAACCAUGCAGCUCGAUUUCCCAGACAAUCCGUUCCAUCAUUAGACGUCGGAUGGCUAGCUCACCAGCUCACUUCACCUUUCCCUUCGCUGACGGACAAAGCCAGAGUCGUCUUCACUUGGCUUCACCACAACAUUGCCUAUGAUACAGAAGCAUUCUUUGGCAACAACGUCAAACCCUCGACUCCUCAGUCCACCCUGCAGAGCGGCUUGGCUGUAUGUGAAGGGUACGCUGGCCUCUUUACAGCGAUCGCAAUGAAAGCUGGCUUAGAAUCUGUUGUCAUUGGAGGAGGCAGCAAGGGCUACGGUCACACUGCCCUGAAACCUGGAGAACCGAUUCCUCCGUUCCAAUCAACCCACGCUUGGAACGCGGUGAAGAUCGACAACGGUGAGUGGAAACUAAUAGAUUGCUGCUGGGGUGCAGGUAGCGUCAAUGGACCUGGGCAGGGCUACAACAAACGCUUUGCGCCAGAACGUUUCACUCAAACCAAUAACGAAUUCGGCUUGGACCACUACCCAGAAGAUAGCAGCAAGCAGCUUCGCACCGAUGGCCGUAUCAUGUCGUGGGAAGAAUUCAUACUCGGCAACAAGAAUGGCUGUGGCGCUGACUUCUUCGCUGGCUACGUUGCAGAAGAAGGAUUGGAUAAGACGACGUUUCAACCUGCGUCUGGCAAGAUUGCCCUGUCUCAGCAGCCAGGGCCAACCGUUCGCUUCGCAUUCCAGAAGAUAUGUCCCCACUGGGAUCCGGUGCGAUGCGGACAAGGCCCGCAAUACCUCUAUAUCUUGCACUGUGAUGGGCUCGACGGAACUCCACGCAAUCACAUCCCCUUCGAGACGAAUGGAGAUGUUUGGUGGUGUGAUGUACCUGUGCAGGACCUUGGUCGCCCUGGUCAGAAAGUGGAGAUUUUCGUGGUCAAAACGUUCGGGGACGAUGACGGUCGCGGGUUGACGAUACAGAGUUAUCGACAGCAGAAAGGACGAGUGGGGUAUUCCUUUGGUGGUGUAUGCAAAUGGGCCAUUGCUUGA